Messenger RNA from Fundulus heteroclitus (mummichog), 1276 nucleotides. Its product is annotated as granzyme A. The transcript has 5 exons. Gene Ontology annotation, molecular function: serine-type endopeptidase activity. Bases 23 to 814 code for a protein of 263 amino acids. NCBI's taxonomy places the organism in Eukaryota, Metazoa, Chordata, Actinopteri, Cyprinodontiformes, Fundulidae. The record is from RefSeq and is a predicted model, not a curated record. Gene Ontology annotation, biological process: proteolysis.
CCAGAUCAAAGAAAGAUAGGAAAUGUUGACUCUGAGGGGUUUUGUUGCUUUCAUCCUCUGGGCCCUUUUCCUCAUUACCAACCCAGGUCAUGGUUCUGAGAUUACUGGUGGGAAAGAAGUGAAGCCACGACACUCAAUGCCCUUCAUGGCUUUGCUGGAGGCAGAAAAAUGGUUCUGUGGAGGAAUAUUAAUUGAUCCCGAAUGGGUCCUGACUGCUGCACACUGUGAAAACAUUAAAACUGUGACACUGGGGGUGCACUCCAUCAAAGAAAAGAAAACAGAACAGGAGUAUAGACAAGUCCGUAAAGUGAAGACAUACAGGCCUCAUCCCUGCUUUGAUCACACUGAAAAAGUCAAUGACCUCAUGUUGCUCAAGUUGGACAAGCCAGUGAAGCAAACCAAGUGGGUUAGAACUCUCCAGCUGAAUAAUGUUGUCGAAGAACCGAAAGCUGGCUCCCUCUGUCUGGUGGCUGGAUGGGGAGCAACAAAAAAAAAAGCUAAAGUUGGUUCAGAUGUUUUGAUGUCUGCUAAUGUUACUGUGAUCGACAGAAUGAAGUGCAACUCCAAAAAACAUUACAACCUUAAACCUUAUAUUAAUAUGCACAUGAUAUGUGCUGGGCCAAAAGGGAAAAACAAAGCUGACACCUGCCAGGGGGAUUCAGGAGGACCAAUAAUGUGCAAAGGAGUUAUUGUCGGAGUCACAUCUUUCGGAGGGAAAUGUGGAUCAGUGAAGAAGCCUGGAGUCUACACUUUCCUGUCAGAAAACAAUCUUAACUGGAUUAAGAGGACAAUGGAGGUACCUGCAGCUGAAUAAGUCUUCUGUUUGAGUGAUACAGUUACACUUUUCUAAACUCUUGGGCUGCUUAUUUUUAACCUGCAUUUUGUUACAGUGUGUAACAAAAAAAAAUACAAAUAAAAAAUAAAGCAUAGCUUCUGACUCUUUACAGCCAUUAAAACUGUCUAUAAAAAUUAAUAUAACAGAUUGAAAACUUUACCUCUUUGGUAGUCUUAUAUUGUAGUCAUAUCAGUCUACCAGUUCUGUGUGUGCAGAUGUAUGUGCUCCUGUCUAUGGUGUGUGUAAUGCAGCAGAGCCCACGUUAGGGUUUAAGACCAGAGCUGUCGUGUGCAUUAGGUUAAGCUCAGGAUGUGUGCGCCACGUGCAUGUUACUGACAGCUCAGUGCACACCUAAAGCAUCUAGCUGUUCCUCCUGUGUGCUCUACAUGUGUGGAUGUGGUAAUUUAAAUGAAGGCCACAAACUGAAAAAUCCUAAUAAAA